GGUGUCACCGUCUCCUGAAAAACUCUCCGACGCCCAACUUGAAAGACAUUUCUCUACCUCUUCGGGACCCAAGACGGCCUGUGGCUCCUAGCUCAAGCGUCUAAGCGUAUGGCCUGUGCCUCCGACAUUCGGGUGACUGGGUAAUGUAAACAAGAAUAAGCUGUUUGUCUCCUGAUGGCUUUUGCUGUAUACUGACGUAUUAUUUGUGAUGGCAUCUGAGGCUGAGAAGACCCAUGCUUUACUCCAGUCUUGUAGCACUGAAUCUCUUUUUUCCAGCCUCGGUCUGGGAAUAUUUUGCCUAGUAGCUGACAGACUUCUUCAGUUUUCAAUCAUUCAGCAAAAUGACUGGCUUCGAGCCCUCUCAGAUAAUGCAGUACAUUGCGUGAUUGGCAUGUGGUUGUGGGCAAUUGUCAUUGGAGUCAAGAAGACAACUGACUUUGGAGAAAUCAUUUUAGCUGGAUUUUUAGCCUCUGUUAUUGAUGUAGACCACUUUUUUCUAGCUGGAUCUUUAUCUUUAAAGGCUGCUUUGACUCUUCCACGAAGACCUUUUCUUCACUGUUCUACCGUGAUACCUGUCGUGGCUCUGACCUUGAAGUUUACUAUGCACCUUUUCAAGCUCAAAGACUCAUGGUGCUUUCUCCCCUGGAUGUUAUUUAUAUCCUGGACCUCACAUCAUAUCCGAGAUGGAAUUCGUCACGGCUUGUGGAUAUGCCCAUUUGGAAAAACUUCUCCUUUGCCAUUCUGGCUUUAUGUCAUAAUCACAUCCUCUUUACCUCAUAUCUGUUCAUUUGUUAUGUAUUUAACAGGGACCAGACAAAUGAUGUCUGCAAAACAUGGAAUUCAGAUUGACGUCUGAAGUAACUGUAUGCCACUCUGAGAGAAGGAAAUGGUUCAGACGAUAAUUAAGGGUAGCUGACAUUAUAAAUUAAAAAAUAUAUAUUAAUUAUUAUAAUUCCUGAAUCCUCUUGCUCAGGAGGCAUGCACCCUUUUUAAAAAAAAAAAAAAUAUAUAUAUAUAUACAUUUGUUAUAAUUUCACUUCUCUCUUCUAUAAUACACUAGUACAAUAUUAGAGUUUCAUUUAUUCCGUGACAUAUUUUUAUUGUGUCUUCUGUUUAUCUGGCUUAACCAAUAGCUCUAGUAGACUAACAUCCAGUUACAUUUUCUGGAGGUAUACAUUUAAGGCAGUCCACUUCAGGAUGAAAAACAGAUCAAAUUGUAGGGUGCCUAAUUUGAAGGCAUUUGUGUCCACAUUUUCCUGAGAUACUGAAACAGUGAAAGAGCCAGAAUAAAUGAGAUCCUGAAUAAGACGUAUGGUGACCACUAAGAUUUCUUCAUUUUCCUCUAUGUUGAACCUGAGUGAAGUUUGAUUUGCCAGGUACUUUAGUGAGUUGUGAUUACUGGUGGAAUCUGUGCCAGUACACUUGUAAGAAAUCAUCAUAUUCAUAAAAGAUAGUAACUAAUAUUAGAUCUAGAUUAUUGUUUCAGGAAUCACUUUAGGAAAUAAUUAUUGUAAUAUGUUGCCUGUAGUAACAUUACUCAAGUAUUAUUUCUUUUAAAGUUCAUCUAUUUAUUUUGAGAGAGUGUGUUCAUGAAUGGGGGAGGGGGAGGGAGAGAGAGAGUCCCAAGCAGGCUCUGCUCUGUUGCACAGAGCCUCACGUGGGGCUUGAACUCACAAAUCGAGAGAUCAUGACCUGAGCCAAAAUCAAGAGUCAGACUCUCAACCGACUGAGCCACCCAGGCGCCCCAGUAUUAUUUUUUUAGUAUCUUUGCCCCUGAAUCCCAUGUGUUAAGGUUUUAACUGUUCUGAAAAAACAUAAUUAAAUUAACAAAAUAUUAAUACAUGGCUUAUAACCAUGGAAUUUGAAUUCACACAAAAAAAGGACUUACCAGUAAUGUUAUUUCAGAUGUAAACUCCUAAGGUGUCAUUAAAAUUGUUUUAGUUGCUAUCAGUUUGUUUACACACUAUUUAAAAAUAUUAUACCAGUUAAAUAAUUUUUAAAACAUAUGCUUGAUGCAGAGAGACAAAACAUACGUUUUUCAAAAUGAAGGAGUUUCAGGAAAUUUGCCUUUUCCUUUGUCCUUUCAGGUUAACCUGUCAAAAAUGAUUAACCUUUAUUAGAGUAGGAAAAUUUGGUUGCUAUAAAAUUUUACAUUUUCACAGUUUAAUGUCACUUUGAUAUAAACGUCAGUGCCCUAAAGACACUUGCUUUGUUUUUUUGUAUCCUAUGUGCCAUCUGCUGUCUUGAGAUUUUCUCACACAUUUGUGAUUUGUAAUGCUAGUGAUUGUGUGCCUUAUUCUCUGAGAAGUGCUGAAGCAACGCCUUAUCCAAAGCAUAUUCUUCUUAUUUAUUAAGUUAAACAGAGCUCUGUAAACUGUCACAAAUGUUCAUUUUACUUUGGUUUUUCUUUUUGUUGUUAACCAAUUGGUUGCAAUCUAUUAUAUCUUAGAAUCUAUUAGAUUUUACAAUCUAUUAUCUUUUGAGAGCAAUGAUUGUGUCACUUUGGUUGGUAUAAUAAAUAUUAUAUAGUGGGGGGAAAUUUGAAUAAGGUAGGGAUUUUUUUUAAGUAUAUGAUGUCAGAAAUCCAUGGAAAUAAAGCAUAUAUCUUCUA
This is a messenger RNA of Acinonyx jubatus (cheetah), 2611 nucleotides long. It is a transcript of the gene TMEM267, whose product is annotated as transmembrane protein 267. The coding region runs from base 209 to 856 and encodes 215 amino acids. The record is from RefSeq and is a predicted model, not a curated record. The transcript is spliced from 3 exons. Lineage: Eukaryota; Metazoa; Chordata; Mammalia; Carnivora; Felidae.